This is a messenger RNA of Pistacia vera, 532 nucleotides long. Its product is annotated as nuclear transport factor 2-like. Lineage: Eukaryota; Viridiplantae; Streptophyta; Magnoliopsida; Sapindales; Anacardiaceae. The record is from RefSeq and is a predicted model, not a curated record. Gene Ontology annotation, molecular function: mRNA binding. The transcript is spliced from 5 exons. Bases 1 to 387 code for a protein of 128 amino acids. Gene Ontology annotation, cellular component: ribonucleoprotein complex; cytosol.
AUGUGUCUUUUCUUAUUGAUAUUUUUCAGGGUUCCACCUGUUAAACUUGUGGAACAAUCACGGGUCAUUGCAGCAGCAGCAGCUAUAGAAACUGCUCCUAAUAGCAACAGUUCCGUGGAUGAAAACAAUAAUAAUGCAGCAGUUAAGGGUCACUCCAUAUUUGUUGGAAACUUGCUUGAUACUGCAACAGUUGGACAACUUAAGGUGGUUUUUGAGCAAUUUGGGCCUAUUAAACCAGAUGGCAUUCAAGUUAGAAGUCAGAAGCAAACAGGGAACUGUUUCGGUUUUGUAGAAUUUGAAUCUACCAGUUCAGUGCAAAGUGUGCUCAAGGCUUCUCCUAUUUCAAUUGGCAAUCGAAGAGCUUCCAUUGAAGUAAAGCGAGGUUAGUGGAAGUUCCAAAAAUCCAUCUUCGGCUCUGACAAUCACACCUCUGUCGAUUCACUCGCUCUCCAUCUCACAUGCCACUGCUCUAUCACCUCCUCCAUGCGACACCACAAUCACCUCCAGAUGCGUCACCGUCGUCCUACUUCCG